AUCACUCGCGUAAAUUUUAGCAAAGAAAAAGAGAAAUCUGUCAGCUAGCUGCCCGGCCAUCCAAACCAGACCGUGGUCUAGCCAAGAACGAUCAUCUGAGGGACCAGCGGCUUGAUUUAUCGCAGCCGAUAGUAACCAAUAAUCACGCUCCGACCGGGCAGGCCAUGUUUCAUCUUCCAGACAUGGUUCCUGUCUCCUUAGAAAUCAAGGAUACAGAGGUACAACUCUAUAGAACAGAUCCUGUUCAAGUAAGGUCGUGUACCCUACUCCUUGCUAACAGCUUAUGUACGUGUCACUGUUUCAUAUAUAUCCGAUGUGGGAUAGUUUAGUGUUGGUUUUUAGUUUUAGUUUAAAACUAACCUGUUAUAUGGGCCGGGUGCAGGAGAAACCGGGUCGGAUAGACCCACUGACCCUGACUAUUUCCGUCUUCUUUUUCUUUACCUUUGUUCGCAGUUCGCACAUUUAUUUCUUGAACGCUAAGACAACUUUCUCUACGCAUAUUUGCCCAAUCUCUAAUCCCCAAACCCUAAUUUCGCCUUCUAAUAAUGGGUCAAGGCACUCCCGGCGGCCUCAAUCGGCAGCUCCCCGGCGACCGCAAGAACGAAGGCGACAAGAAGGAAAAGAAAUUCGAACCGGCGGCGCCGCCGGCUCGCGUCGGACGCAAGCAGCGCAAGCAGAAGGGCCCGGAGGCGGCUGCACGGAUUCCGGCGGUGACGCCGCUGACGAAGUGCAAGCUGCGGCUCCUGAAGCUGGAGAGAAUCAAGGACUAUCUGCUGAUGGAGGAGGAAUUCGUGGCCAAUCAGGAGCGGCUAAAGCCACAGGAGGAGAAGACGGAGGAGGAUCGGUCCAAGGUUGACGACCUGCGGGGCACGCCAAUGAGCGUCGGGAAUUUGGAGGAGCUGAUUGAUGAGAACCACGCCAUCGUCUCCUCGUCGGUCGGGCCGGAGUAUUAUGUUGGGAUAUUGUCGUUCGUCGAUAAGGAUCAGCUGGAGCCGGGAUGCGCGAUUCUGAUGCACAAUAAGGUUCUUUCAGUUGUUGGACUGCUUCAAGAUGAUGUCGACCCCAUGGUAUCAGUGAUGAAGGUUGAGAAGGCUCCUUUGGAGUCAUAUGCUGAUAUUGGUGGACUUGAUGCCCAGAUCCAGGAGAUCAAAGAGGCAGUUGAGCUUCCAUUAACGCACCCUGAAUUAUAUGAAGAUAUUGGUAUUAAACCUCCCAAGGGUGUUAUACUCUAUGGAGAGCCUGGAACUGGAAAAACAUUACUUGCAAAGGCUGUGGCAAAUUCUACUUCUGCAACUUUCUUGCGUGUUGUUGGAAGUGAAUUAAUUCAAAAGUACCUGGGAGAUGGCCCUAAGUUGGUGAGAGAACUCUUUAGAGUUGCUGAUGACCUCUCACCGUCAAUUGUCUUCAUUGAUGAAAUUGAUGCUGUUGGUACAAAAAGGUAUGAUGCCCACUCAGGUGGUGAACGUGAAAUUCAGAGGACAAUGUUGGAAUUGCUGAAUCAGUUAGAUGGUUUUGAUUCAAGAGGUGAUGUGAAAGUGAUUCUUGCGACGAAUAAAAUUGAAAGUCUUGAUCCUGCGUUACUUAGGCCAGGUAGAAUAGAUAGAAAGAUUGAAUUCCCUCUACCAGAUAUCAAGACAAGAAGGCGGAUUUUCCAGAUUCACACAUCAAGGAUGACAUUAGCUGAUGAUGUGAACCUAGAAGAGUUUGUUAUGACAAAAGAUGAGUUUUCUGGAGCUGAUAUCAAGGCCAUAUGCACAGAAGCUGGUUUGCUUGCUUUGAGAGAGCGUCGCAUGAAGGUGACACAUGCAGAUUUUAAGAAGGCGAAGGACAAGGUCAUGUUCAAGAAGAAAGAGGGUGUUCCCGAGGGGUUGUAUAUGUGAUGAGUAUCAAGUUGAAUUGGGGAGUAGAUGAAUUUGCAAGUUUAUCUUUGAUUCUUGUUUUUUAAAAGCUUUUGGAAACUAGUUAUGACGGUGAACGGUAGCAAUCCAAUGUCAUCCAUUAUUUAGCAAAGAGCUGAUUUGCUUUCACGAGUCUGAUUAUCAAGAGCUGCGCUCGUUUUGUCUCUA
Salvia miltiorrhiza (redroot sage) is the source of this 2066-nucleotide messenger RNA. Its product is annotated as 26S proteasome regulatory subunit 4 homolog A. The record is from RefSeq and is a predicted model, not a curated record. Gene Ontology annotation, molecular function: ATP binding; proteasome-activating activity; ATP hydrolysis activity. Gene Ontology annotation, biological process: proteasome-mediated ubiquitin-dependent protein catabolic process. The transcript is spliced from 6 exons. The coding region runs from base 546 to 1880 and encodes 444 amino acids. Lineage: Eukaryota; Viridiplantae; Streptophyta; Magnoliopsida; Lamiales; Lamiaceae. Gene Ontology annotation, cellular component: proteasome regulatory particle, base subcomplex.